AUGGUUAUGAGGAAGCUGCUUGUAAGGCUUGUGCGUGCACCUGCAGGCUCCAUGGCACGCAGUUGGCUCGAGGCUGCGUCCCCGUCCCGGGGCCUGCACGCGGAGCUCGGCCCCCGAAGGCUCUCCAUCGAAGGCAACAUCGCUGUGGGCAAGUCCACCUUUGUGAAGUUACUCACGAAAACGUACCCCGAGUGGCACAUAGCUACCGAGCCCGUAGCAGCUUGGCAGGAUGUCCAAGGCACUGGCGCCCGAAAAGUAAUCACUGCUGCCCCCGAUGGGAACCUGCUAGACCUGAUGUACCGGGAGCCAGCCCGCUGGUCCUACACCUUCCAGACCUUCUCCUUCAUGAGCCGCCUGCAGGUACAGCUGGAGCCCUUCCCGGAGAGACCCCUCCAAGGCACGAGACAGGUGCAAGUCUUCGAGAGGUCCGUGUACAGUGACAGGUAUAUCUUUGCAAAGAAUCUUUUUGAAAACGGUUCCCUCAGUGACAUCGAGUGGCAUAUCUAUCAGUACUGGCACACUUUCCUCCUCCAGGAGUUUGCCAACCGGAUCCGAUUACAUGGCUUCAUCUACCUGCAGGCCUCUCCCCAGGUGUGUCUGGAGAGGCUGCACCGGAGGGCCAGGGCGGAGGAGAAGGGCAUCGAACUGGCUUAUCUCGAGCAGCUUCAUGGGCAGCACGAAGCCUGGUUCGUUCACAAGACAACCAAGCUGCACUCUGAGGAUCUGCUGGCCACUCCAGUGCUGGUGCUGGAUGUCAAUGAGGAGUUCUCCAAAGUGGGAGCCAAGCAGGAGGAGCUCAUGAGCAAGGUCAACGCCUUUGUAAAGAACAUCUGA
Elephantulus edwardii (Cape elephant shrew) is the source of this 834-nucleotide messenger RNA. RefSeq names its product deoxyguanosine kinase (gene DGUOK). The coding region runs from base 1 to 834 and encodes 277 amino acids. Gene Ontology annotation, molecular function: ATP binding; deoxyguanosine kinase activity. The transcript has 8 exons. The record is from RefSeq and is a predicted model, not a curated record. Lineage: Eukaryota; Metazoa; Chordata; Mammalia; Macroscelidea; Macroscelididae. Gene Ontology annotation, cellular component: mitochondrion; cytoplasm. Gene Ontology annotation, biological process: nucleobase-containing compound metabolic process.